Molecule: messenger RNA, 900 nt
Organism: Oncorhynchus mykiss (rainbow trout)
Lineage: Eukaryota; Metazoa; Chordata; Actinopteri; Salmoniformes; Salmonidae
Gene: hn1
Product: hematological and neurological expressed 1
Cellular component (GO): nucleus
Source: RefSeq, marked provisional
GCUUGUACCGGGUGGAGUAAAACGAGUCUGAGGUGGUAAAAUAUUGGUCUAAAAUCGUCUUGUUAUUUGCAAUAGCUUAUUAACUCUUACCAGCCUCUCAUAAAAUGACGACGACAACUAUAUAUUCAGGCAUGGAAGCCGGAGCAAAAAGCAGCUCCAGGGUCCUGCGCCCCCCUGGAGGAGCCUCCAACAUCUCUUUUGGCAAUGAUGAGGAAAAGCCCCCCAAUCGCAAAAACAAGAUGGCCUCCAACAUCUUCGCUGAACCAGAUGACCCACACGCUCAUCGGAGGAACAACCCACCUGGUGGGAAGCCCACCGGAGUGCUGUGUGGAGAGCCCUCAGCCCCACUGAGGAGAUGUGCUGCCCAAUCUUCCUCCAACAACCACGAGGACUCCAACGCCGGGACUGGAGACAAUGAUGUGGGUAAUGCUGAUAACGCUGUGGAGGUUGAGGUCAUUCCUGCCCCAGAGCAGAGGAAUGAGGCCUCCCAGCCCGCCACGGCAGCCUCCCAGCCCGCCGCUGGGAUGACAUCAGGCCGCAGGAACCCCCCAGGGGGAAAGUCCAGCCUAAUCCUCGGUUGAGGUCCCUCUCCUUCUCUUUCUCAGAACUCCGCUGUCCUUUUCUCUUUUUUAAAAGAAGAAUCUCCACCUGUUCAUCUGUGAGUCCAGGAAUUUCGUCCCGUCCUCUUCCUCUCCUCCCUCCCCGAGUCCAUUGUUUUGAUACCCCCUCUUUUUUAAUUUUUGUAUGUUUUUUUUGACAGAAGCACUUUAUGUACCUGAUCCAAGCCCCUGGCAUAUGUAGUGCUGUAGUCACAGGCCCUCUGGCCAAAGGGCAUGAGGUUUAAGUUGUCCCUCACUCCAUCCGGUGUCAAUGGCAAAGUUCUGAUGCGCGAUCAAUAAG